Molecule: messenger RNA, 1756 nt
Organism: Gastrolobium bilobum
Lineage: Eukaryota; Viridiplantae; Streptophyta; Magnoliopsida; Fabales; Fabaceae
Product: probable CoA ligase CCL5
Exons: 4
Coding region: 44-1756 (570 amino acids)
Molecular function (GO): CoA-ligase activity
Source: RefSeq, a predicted model, not a curated record
AUUGACUACUUGCUUAACACAUUUAUCAAAUUUGCAGAAAACAAUGUCAGGAGAGGAAAUUUGGUCAUCCUGUGAAGAAGAAUCUAGUCAAAAUCUUCCUCCAUUUGAUAACAGCAGUGGCUACAAUUCAAGAACAGGCAUUUAUCACCCUCUUGUUAAGCUUGGCAAAAGACAUGAAAUCCCAACAAAGCCUGACCUUAACACUGCCCAUCUUGUGCUGUCACAGUUCCCACCAGCAGACCUUGCUGAUGCAAGAAUUGCAUACAUUGAUUCAGGUACUAAUCGUAGUAUAAGCUAUGGAGAGGUUCGCAGGUCUGUUUACUCCCUUGGAUCAGCUUUGUUCCAUGGACUUGGGGUAAGUAAAGGUGAUGUGGUGUUUGUAUUGUCCCCAAACUCAAUAAUGUACUCAACCAUAUGCUUAUCAGUGUUAUCAGUUGGAGCAAUUCUGACAACUGCAAACCCCCUCAAUACUGAGUCAGAAAUUGCCAAGCAAGUACGUGAUUCAGGUGCUAAACUAGCAAUUUCAGCACCAGAAGAGCUACACAAAUUGGUCCCUACUGGGGUUCCUACAAUUCUCACAUCUUAUCCCUCUGACAGGAAAAUGUUAUCAGUUGAAGAAUUAAUAGAAGGAUGCUAUAAUUCACUAGAGUUGCCACAAGUUUCUGUGGCUCAAUCAGAUACUGCUGCUAUACUUUACUCUUCAGGGACUACAGGUGUAAGCAAAGGUGUAGUUUUGACACAUGCAAAUCUCAUUUCCAUAAUGAGACUACUACUCUGGUCUGCUGAUGUAACUGGAUCCGUUGAUGAUGUUUUCUUGGCCUUCAUUCCAAUGUUUCAUGUUUAUGGACUGAUGUUCUUUGGAUUUGGGUUGUUGUGUGUUGGUAUUACAACAAUUUUGAUGCAGAAGUUUGACUUCCAAGCUAUGCUUGUUGCUAUCCAGAAGUACGAAGUUAAUAACUUACCAGCAGUGCCAACAGUGAUCCUUACACUAGUAAAACAUGCAAGAAAAGCUGGGAGUGACUUAUCCAGCCUCAGAAGGGUGGGCUCAGGGGCUGCACCUUUGAGUAAGGAAGUGAUUCAGGAGUUUAGAAAGAUAUUUCCUUGGGUUGAACUAAGGACAGGUUAUGGGCUAACAGAAAGUUCUGGUGCAGCAACAUUUUUUGUGUCAGAUAAAGAUGCUAAAGCUCACCCAGACGCAUGUGGGAAGCUGCUUCCAACUUUUUGUGCAAAAGUGAUAGACAUUGAAACUGGGAAGCCUUUGCCUCCUCACAAGGAAGGAGAGUUAUGGCUGAAUGGUCCUUGUAUUAUGAAAGGAUAUCUAGGAAAUUUGGAGGCAACAACUUCAACACUUGAUUCGGAAGGUUGGUUGAGGACAGGUGAUCUUGGUUAUAUUGACGAGAAUGGAUUUGUUUGUGUAGUUGAAAGAAUAAAGGAGCUAAUCAAGCACAAUGGGUAUCAGGUGGCUCCAGCAGAACUGGAAUCUGUGCUGCUAAGUCAUCCCCUUAUUGUUGAUGCAGCAGUUAUACCGGUUGAAGAUGAAGAAACUGGACAGAUACCAAUGGCAUAUGUGGUGAGAGCAGUUGGUUCUGAACUCUCAGAAGACCAAGUCAUUCAAUUUGUCGCAGGCCAGGUGGCCCCAUAUAAGAAAGUGAGAAGGGUGAGUUUCAUUGACACUAUUCCAAAGUCAGCUGCUGGCAAGAUAUUGCGCAAGGAUCUUGUUUCUCAAAGCAAAUAUCAACUUGUCUCCAAGUUAUGA